UUGAAAGAGAAAUCCUUCUUGUCUUUAAUGGCUUUGAUUAAAUGAUAUUAUCAACAACAACCCAACAUAAAUUGACCUAGUUACACAGACCAAUCAGAAGCCUGUUAGCAAGGUUGUGUGAACGAGCAGUGACCCCCAGCGGAACCCAGAGGAGGACACCUUUCAAAAUAAAAGACUGCACUUUCUUCUGUUUGAAAGUGAAAGACUAAUAUAACUCAUGGAAAUACUUCAAACGCUUACAAUAGAUUUAAAAACGACCAAAAUGUGUUUUUAAUUGGAAUUGGAGUGAAAUAAAUAAAAAUGCGUGCAACACAAAAUGACUUGAGUUUUAACUUUGAAAAUUUUUUUCCCGGAAAACGUCGUUCCAACCUUAUCUACUUUGACACAUUUUCUGUCCUGAUGACUUCAGCGUUGAAGACAGAAAUCAGACAGUGAGUAGUAGAAAUAUUCACAGAAACCUAAAUCUGAACCAUCGGCGGACUGUCUCUGGUUUAAAAGCCACAUUAUGAGCGCGUGGAGCCCGCAGAGUGUCCGGAGACGCGGCGGAGCCUUCAGCCGCUGAUGUGUGAUUUCCACCCGGGAGCAGCAUGUGUCAUUAUUCGGAUCAUGUCUUUUGAAGGUAAACACCAAACCCCCCAGUGAAGCCGCAGCCAUGGCUUCGUCUCUGAGUUUCUUCAGCGGACCCGAGGUGCUGGAGGAUGCGAAUCACGCCCGGGGCUUGGUGAACGAGCUCAAGCUGCUCUUCGACUGUCGCCUGCUCGGGGACGUCACCAUCGGCGUCGAGUGUGAGGAGGAGCCGCUGGAGCCCGGCGGAGGGUCGACCGGCGGCGACCCGGACCGAGUGUUCUUGUGCAGCCGCAACGUCCUCGCCGCCGCCAGCCCCUACUUCAAGAGCAUGUUCACCGGCGGCCUGAACGAGAGCGUGCAGGAGCGAGUGCUCAUCCGCGGCGUGGACCCGGAGAGCAUGUCGGUGAUCAUCGAGUACUGCUACACCGGCAGGGUGACCGUCACUGAGGGCAACGUCCAGCGGCUGUACGCGGCCGCCAACAUGCUCCAGCUGGAGUACAUCCGGAGGGCCUGCUCCAGCUUCAUGACCCGGAGGCUGGACCUCUCCAACUGUGUGGGGCUGCUGAAGUUUGCAGACACCUACGACAACCCGGAGCUGAAGGAGAGCGCGCGGGCGUUUAUAGCGAGGAACUUCGGCCAGCUGUGCAGCGGUGGGGAGCUGUGUGAACUGGAUCUGCUGCAGCUCAGGGACCUGCUGUCUUUGGACGCUUUGGACGUGGACUGUGAGAGGAAGGUGUGUUCGGCAGCUCUGCAGUGGAUAGAGGCGAAUGCACCGCAGAGAAGGGAGGAUGCUCUGCAGGCGCUUAAGUGUGUUCGCUGGAACCUGUUCACCGAAAAGGACAAGUGUUACCUGGAGGGCCUCAUGGCCAGGCCUGUAAUUGAGAAAUACCUCGAAUGCUUUUUCAACAGGUCCACAGAGGACAGCUGUGGCGUGUCUGAAGCAAAGGAGGUAGCAAAACACAGAAUAGGCGUCAGUGCAAAAGAGAUGAUCCUCUUCUUCGGCCUGCCCAACGACAACAUCAUGUGCUGUGACCCAUACUCUGAGGACCUGUAUUUCAUGGCUCCCCCUUUGGAAGACCUCAGCAGUCAGGAUUACAAACGCUCCACCAUGGAGUCCUUAAUCGCCUGUGCCACACCUGAAAACAACCUGUACCUUGCCUCCCACCUUUCCAAACACUUCUGGCUGUAUAACCCUGUGCUCAACAGCUGGCAGGAGCUGGCAGAGAGACCUCUGGGGAGGAUACACUCCGGGAUGGGCUACCUCAACGGCCACGUAUACCUUUUGGGAGGAAGGAACCCAGUGACGGACACCAGACUGAAGGAGGUCGAGUGUUACAGCGUCCAGAGGAACCAGUGGACAUUUGUGGCCCCUCUGCCUCACUCUCUGGGUAAAAUGCAGGUGGUGGCUUUGAACGACCAGCUCUACGUGGUAAACAAAAGGAGAAUGCUUUGCUAUGACCCCAAGAGGAACCGCUGGCGUCACUGCGGGUCAUUAAGACGGGACAAACUUCACAAGGCCUGUGUGUUUCAGGACCAGAUCAUCUGCGUGUGUGACAUCCCCGUGGUGAAAGCCUACAGUCCCACCAGGGGGGAAUGGAAGAGGUUGGGUGACAUUCCUAUUGACAGUCGAGCUCUUAACUACCAGGUGAUCCAGCACAACAACAAGCUGCUGCUCCUCACUCAGACUUUACUGCAGCACAACAAAAACAGGGUCCUCAUCCACGAGUAUGACCCAGCCAAGGACACCUGGAAGAACGUCAUGGCAGUGUACGUGUCCACACUGGGGCCCGUGUGCGUUUCGACACGCGUGUACCCAGCCUGCCUUGGCUCGGCUCACAGCUUCUCUACAGAGGACGACGACGACAGUGGCUCCAGUGCUGAUUGGGACUUUGAUGGGUUGACAGACGCAGAUUCUGACUCUGGUAGCUCGAGCUCCUUCUCAGAUGAGAACUGGUAGUGAAAUGCGUCACUGUGUCAAAGAAAAGUUUAAGUUAUAUGCGAUUUAAAGGAUAUUUACAGGGUUCUGUCUGCAAGGGGGAGUCACAGAUCUAGAUUAAAGUCAGUAUUAAAGCCAGUCAUUGAGAGUAGGAAGCACAGCUGUUUUGAAGAAGGAAUUUUGACAUUUUUGUUUUCUAUUACAAAUCUGACUAUUCACUGGAGAAGGGAGGGGAAAGAAGCAAGAAUGGUUUCAUUCAUUGUUUUCUGUCUUUUUCAAACAGUGAGACCAAGAGCCAAGAGCGAGUGGCUUUGUUCCUCACUUUGUACUAUGAUCUGCGAGCAGGAGGGACAGCGUGACGUCUUGUAGAGUCUUGGUGCAGAAAUACUUGUCAGAUACAUAACUGUCUAAUAAAAGUCUCCUCUAUAGAGUAGAGGAUCUACCAUAAUUAUUCAGCACAUGCUGUGUAGCAUUAUUGCAGGUAUUGAGAUCAGGUCCCUGUAUCAGAUAUUAUAAUUUUUUUUUUAAUUUAAGAAAAUGUUACAAAAAAUUUGCCUCAUUAAAGGCAGUAAAGAAAGAGUCCCGGAUCUGCCCGUUUAUUUUGAUCUGCUCCAAAAUUGCAUGGGAUUCUUCCUUGAGUCAUGUCCACCCCUCCACAAACGAUUAUGGAAAGUAGUUAGAAUGGCAACACAUCAUCACCAAGACCUAACAGUCCCCUUAAAUUCAAUCAAACCAUCACAAAGAUCUGUGAAUGAUUCCCUGGGAAAUUGGUGAAAAACCAUGCUGUCUCGCAAUGUUAAAGAAAGAGAAAAAUAAUUCCUGGAUCCACACAUUUCUCCAGGUCUGUCCCAAAAUGUAAUGUGUGGUCUUUUGUUUUUUUUGGCCCAUGUCUCAUCCUUCCACCAUGUAUUUUUGACUGGACAGCUUGUCCUGAGAUACAAAAGACUUUAAACAUUUGAAACUGUUUGCACAUACAGAGUAGUACUCCCCAUAAUAAGGAAAUUGACAUGUUUGUGUUAAACCAGUGGAGGGCUCCUUUAAUGCUUUAAGACUUUGGGCUCAUGCUGUGUUAUAUUAAGACUUGAAAAUCCUAAUAACAUGACAAAUAACAUAAUAUUUAGCUGGAAUGCAGGAGCAGUCCUGCCUAUGAUCGAUGUAAAGUCGUGACUGUGACCUUUGGAACAUUAGGCAGCUCAAGUGACUCACGUUCACACUAACAGUCAUUUACAGGGCUUAAGAAUUUGCAGUAUUUCUAACGCUGAUGAUGCACAUCCUGAUGUGGCACACAGCAAAAACCACUGUAUGAAAUGUAGAAGCCAUUUUACUAUGCUCACUCAGGUUUAGGCUUUAAACAAAAGCCUGUAUGCCAUGAUUGACUUCUUUUUUUUUUUGGAGAUGUUGUGAAAUUGUGAAAGAUGUUGAUUUCAAAUUUAUUUUAAACUAUUUUAUUGUGUAUGAUUUUGUAUCUAUGAUUUUUUUUAACUUAACAUUUAUGUUACAAUUAGAAAUUGACCCACGAGGUGUUUUGAGUUGUACUGUUGAGUCCUGAUUCAUUAUUUUAUGUGAGGAAUUUUCUUCUGCAUGUCUCCAACUGUCGUAAAGCCAUUGGCCUCAACAACUGCCCUGUACACUCACUUACCGGUUUAUAAUCUGUCUUACCUCAUUGAUAUAAAUGUUGUAGACAGAAUAUUAGACACAGUGCAGCCUCCAAAAUGUUGAUUGAGUUGAGUUAAAACAUAUUUAUGAGAAUGCUGUGGUUUGAGACUAUUAGUUAGUUGUACCUAAUAAACUGGUAAAUGAGUGUAGAUCUUGUUGUUCUCUAUGAUGGGAGGUUGAAGGUGUGUGUCUGUGUAUGUAUGUGUGUGUGUUAAUUAAACAUCUGUAUCUGAUGCAGAAGAACA
Paralichthys olivaceus (Japanese flounder) is the source of this 4404-nucleotide messenger RNA. It is a transcript of the gene kbtbd7, whose product is annotated as kelch repeat and BTB (POZ) domain containing 7. Gene Ontology annotation, molecular function: protein binding. The record is from RefSeq and is a predicted model, not a curated record. Lineage: Eukaryota; Metazoa; Chordata; Actinopteri; Pleuronectiformes; Paralichthyidae.